Penaeus vannamei (Pacific white shrimp) is the source of this 2025-nucleotide messenger RNA. The record is from RefSeq and is a predicted model, not a curated record. Lineage: Eukaryota; Metazoa; Arthropoda; Malacostraca; Decapoda; Penaeidae.
AUGUUGGCCAAGGCCCUCAUGGCUGAACUCCAAGCCAUGACAGCGGACCUGCGGGGCGCGUCCCUGGUCAGGUUGCAGGACACCUACCGCCUCAACAUGACCUCGCUCUCCUCAGGCACCCUCGCGCCCGUGACCCCCGUGGCGGCUAUGCAUCUUGGAGACCUCCAGAGUUCGAAGCCUCUGAAUGCCCGCGACUGCCUGUUCCUGGGCAAGCACGCCUUCAACAAGGGUUACUACGACAAGGCCAUCGAGUGGUUCGAGGCGGCCCUGGAGAGGUCCGGCAGCGAGGAGGUCCUGACGGCGCCCAAGGAUGAGAUCGAGCCGUUCCUGCAGGCGGCCAUUAAGGUGCACGACGACGUCCUGGAGAAGCGAGGGCCGCGGGGCACAGACUGGCAGACGAAGGCCCUGCCCGUCGACAAGACCCUCGCCAGCAAACCCAAGUUACCUCGACGCAACGCAGGUCUUCGUCCCCAAAUUGCCCUACCAGCAGACAGAGCACGAGGAGGAGAGGAACACUACAACAGCGUGUCUACGCGAGAGAGCUUAGGAAAAGGUUACGCACCGCCUGUCGAGAGGACGCAGAGAUUCUGUACUGGUGAUAAAGAUACUCAUCACCAUGAGCUAACUAAAAAACACAUCGAAGAUCUUCUACUGGAAUAUCCUACUACCUAUGUAAAAUUGCUCCGUUGGCACACUGAAAUACACUCCCCUUGGCUAGACCACCACACGGGCAGACCAAUAGAAAUAUACCCAGGCACGACUCCCGAGAUGGAAUCGAGGCUUACCUGCCGUCACGUGACCGCCGGGGCCUCCUACCUGACGCUGAUGCCUCUACGCCUCGAGGAGAUGUCACUCGACCCCUACAUCGUCGUGUUUCGUGACUUCCUUACCGAGGCCCAGACAGAAGCCAUCAAGGGUAUUGCCAAGCCGAGGCUGACAACGUCCAGACACAGAGGGCCUGGAGGUAACUUCAUAAGCAGUAUGGUACGAACUUCUAGCACAGCUUGGCUGCGGGAGAGUGUGGACGACCGCAAGAAACUCCUGGUGAAUAUGACGAGGAAGAUAGAGUUCGCAACGGGUCUUCACGCCUUGGAGUCUUCGGCAGGAGAGGACUACCAGGUCGCGAACUACGGCAUCGGGGGCCUCUACGUGACCCACACAGACUACCUCAUGAUCAACCCCGACCCCCGGGCUUACACGCCCUGGGAACACUUCAUGGGCGACCGCUUUGCAACCUUCAUGGUCUACCUCUCGGACGUGGAGGCGGGCGGCGCGACGGUGUUCCCUCGGGCGGGCGUCACCAUCUGGCCGAAGCGAGGAUCAGCGGCCUUCUGGUGGAACCUUUACCGCUCGGGCGCCGGCGACGAGAACACGCGCCACGGGGCCUGUCCGGUUCUGCACGGCUCGAAGUGGAUCAGCAACAAGUGGAUCCACUAUAACGACCAGUUCAAGCAAUAUAAGUGUGGCGUCAACACGUGGGACAAGCAAAUGGUACCUUGAUGGGACAACAACAUCAUGAAAGUACCAAUUGGAACCUCGCUCGUUUGACAAAUGACGAACGAGUGACAAGGAGCAAAGGAUGUGAAAAUAUAAAGAAUAUAAGACUAUAAAGAAUGUAUGAAAAAGGGGGAUGGGCGUGGAAAUGUUGAUGUAUAUAAUAGUUUAUGUUUAUGUGCUUUUAUAAUUGUUUAUAUAAGCGGUUUGGGAUGAUCGCUGUGCUUCUGGGCAAAUGGUGUAGCUCACAAUUGUGUAUCUUGUUUUUUUCGUAUUUCUGAUGUUUGUCGUCAGAAUUUCUUUCUUUAUAUAAGUAAAGAGGAGUAUAUAAGGGGAAAACCAUGACGAUAAAUCGAGUCGAAGAUUAUUCAUGUUUGAUAGUAGCAAGAGUAAGUUCCCUAAGUAUACAAAAUUGUUGAUUGUCCUGAUGUUUUCCUUUGAUGAAGCUUGCAUUUCUAGUAUCUAGAAGUGUUUAGAUUGAGCACUUGAGCACGCGCACGCACACACACACACACACACACACACACACAC